AGACGCUCUAUCUGAGCCUCCCGCUGGCAUCUCCGCGUUUCCGGUUCGCUAUUUCCGGCUGUGGUAGGGAACGGAGGGGCUGGCCGAGCAAGAAGAGGCUUCACCGGCGACGGAAAAUGUCGUCAGAUUCCAGUAAGAAACGGAAGCCCAAGGUCAUCCGCACGGAUGGAGGCCCACAGGAAGGCAAGCGGGGCAGGCCAGAUACUGAUCAGGAUGCCAAAUACUACAGCGAAGAGGCCGAAGUGGAUCUGCGGGACCCCAACAAAGAUUAUGAACUUUACAAGCAGACCUGCCAGGAGCUCCAGAGGCUGAUGGCAGAGAUCCAAGAGCUGAAGACCAAAGGCAACAAAGACAGUACUGCUGAGAUAGAGGAGCGGCGCAUCCAGAGCUGCGUCCACUUCAUGACCCUGAAGAAGCUCAACCGUUUAGCUCAUAUUCGGUUGAAGAAGGGAAGGGAUCAAACCCACGAGGUACGGUGGUUGAGUCCGGAGCACCUGGAACGGGUUUCAGCGGCAAAGCAGAAAGUGGAUGCCUAUCACCUGCAGCUCCAGAAUCUGCUGUAUGAAGUCAUGCAUCUGCAGAAGGAGAUCACUAAAUGCCUGGAGUUUAAGUCCAAGCAUGAGGAAAUUGAGCUGGUGAGCGUGGAGGAGUUUUACGUGGACGCCCCUCCAGAAAUCAGCAAGGCAGAGAUCACGCUCACUGAUCCUCACCAGCAGACCCUCUCCCGUCUUGACUGGGAGCUGGAGCAACGCAAGCGGCUGGCAGAGAAAUAUAAAGAAAGUCUGGCUAACAAAGAGAAGAUUCUGAAAGAGAUAGAAGUGAAGAAGGAGUAUCUCAGUAACCUCCAGCCUCGCCUCAACAGCAUCAUGCAGGCGUCUCUCCCAGUCCAGGAGUACCUCUCGAUGCCUUUUGACCAGGUCCACAAGCAGUACGAGACGGCCCGGCACCUCCCUCCGCCUCUCUACGUCCUGUUUGUCCAAGCCAGCGCCUAUGGCCAGGCCUGCGAUAAGAAGCUGGCUGUGGCUAUCGAAGGCAACGUGGAGGAAGCCAAAGCUCUCUGCAAACCUCCAGAGGACUCUCAAGACGAUGAGAGCGAUUCGGACGCUGAGGAGGAACAGACCACGAAGCGCCGCCGCCCGACCUUGGGGGUGCAGCUGGACGACAAGCGUAAGGAGAUGCUCAAGAGGCACCCGCUGUCCGUCACCGUUGACCUGAAAUGCAAAGACAGCAGCAUGCUGCUCCUCACCUUCUACUAUCUGAUGAACCUCAAUGUCAUGACGGUGAAAGCCAAGGUGACUGCAGCUACGGAGAUGACCAUGCCCAUCAGUGCCGGAGACCUGCUUUCCCCCGACUCCCUCCUGAGCUGCCUGUAUCCCGGCGAUCACGGGAAGAGAACUCCAAACCCUGCCAACCAGUUCCAGUUUGAUAAAGUUGGCAUCCUGACCCUGAAUGACUAUGUCACAGAACUGGGCCAUCCUUAUGUGUGGGUGCAGAAGUUGGGGGGCCUGCAUUUCCCCAAGGAUCAGCCCCAGAAUUUUGUGGUCGCUGAUAACUCACUGAGUGCUAGCCACAUGGAGAGGACGAUGAAAUUGCUCAAGAUGAGGCUGGAGUCUCGCCUUGCUCUGCACAAGCAAUUUGCUUCCCUUGAGCAUGGCAUCCUGCCCAUCUCCAGCGAGUGCCAGCAUCUCUUUCCGGCCAAGAUCGUGUCGCGUUUGGUGAAGUGGACAGUGCUCACAUACGAGGAUUACCUGGAGCUGCCCUACACUAGAGAUGUCGUAGAUGCUGGUUUGGCGGAGGACACUCACCUGUAUUACAUGGCCCUGAUAGAAAGAGGGACAGCUAAGCUCCAGGCAGCUGUGGUGCUGAACCCAGGCUACUCCUCGAUGCCGCCCAUCUUCAGCCUGAGCCUGAACUGGAAAGGGGAGAAGACCAACAGCAAUGACGACAACAUCCGGGCCAUGGAGAGUGAGGUCAGUGUUUAUUACAAGGAGCUCUACGGGCCCAAGCCAGGCUACCAGCUCCUGACCAACCAGCUGCAGCGCUUGUGCGUCGUCCUGGACGUCUACCUAGAGACGGAGACACAUGACAACAGCGUGGAGGGGCCCAAGGAGUUUCCGCAGGAGAAGAUGUGUCUGCGCCUGGUCAGGGGGCCCAGUCGCAUGAAGCCCUUCAAGUUCAACUAUCCUCAGGGAUUCUUCAGCCAUCGCUGACAACUUCCGCAUGGGAUCCUCUCUCCAGACAGCUCUGCAUCAAGGGGAGACAGAGAGUUGUUCUCUGAAGUUCUCGGCUGGCACAUUUCCAUUUUCAUCCUGCCCACACCAUGCCAGAGAUUUCUGCCCGCCUCUGGUCCAUCCAUUCCGUUUUAUCUGUAGCAGAGGUAGUUUUGAAAUAAUAAAAGGACUGUGCUUUCCUAAACUCCA
Messenger RNA from Rhineura floridana, 2420 nucleotides. RefSeq names its product THO complex subunit 5 (gene THOC5). The transcript has 20 exons. The coding region runs from base 117 to 2210 and encodes 697 amino acids. Lineage: Eukaryota; Metazoa; Chordata; Lepidosauria; Squamata; Rhineuridae. Gene Ontology annotation, cellular component: THO complex part of transcription export complex. Gene Ontology annotation, molecular function: mRNA binding. Gene Ontology annotation, biological process: mRNA export from nucleus; positive regulation of DNA-templated transcription, elongation. The record is from RefSeq and is a predicted model, not a curated record.